GUUGGACUGCCCGAUAUUCCCAAAAGGUCUAUUUGGGGGAAACGCCGUCUCGGCGACGGCUGAGAGAUGACUGCACCUGCUGUAGAGUCUUUGAUAUAAAGUCGACGGGGGAGGACCUCACUUAGACGCUGCCUUGCCCGGCAAGAGACCACGACCAUACCGUUGAGCCUCAUGACUGCUUACGGGACUCCUUACAUGGUAUAAACUUUGAAGAUGGCGAAACACGAUGAAGCGACAGAGCACCGCGUCGAGGCGACGACCUCCGCCUUGGACGACGAAAAGAAUAACGCCCUAACCCACCGCCACGCCAAAGAAGUCAACGUCCAGUCCGUCGCCCUCGCCGAUGCCAUUGCCAAAGACAAACCCGACUAUAAAUCAAAGUCGCAAAUGACGCUCUAUGCUAUGAUGUGUCUCUGCGUUCUAAACGGCAUAAUGAACGGCUACGACGGCUCCGUAAUGUCCGCCAUAAACGCAAUGGACCCCUUCCAAUCCCGCUUUGAAAUCGGCCUCACUGGCGAACUCAACGGCGCCGUCUUCUCCAUCUACACUGUAGGCAGCAUCAUCGGCAGCCUCUUGUGCGGGUACAUUAUGGACCGCUGGGGCCGCCGCGCCUGCAUGUUCUCGGGCGCGUCCAUGAUUGUCCUCGGCUCCGUGCUGCAGGCGAGCAGCUUCAAGCUGCCGCAAUUUUUCAUUGGGCGGUUCAUUGUCGGUACGGGGACGCCCAUGUGCGGGACAUCGGCGCCGGUAUUCUUGGUCGAGAUUGCGUAUCCUACGUGGAGGGGGUUGGCGGGGGGGUUGUAUAAUGUUUUGGGGUGGUAUAUUGGUGCGAAUAUGGCUGCUUGGACAUGCUACGGCACAAACUUCAUCCACAACGACUGGGCGUGGCGUAUCCCCUACAUCGUUCAGCUCGUCCCGGCCACCAUUGUCAUCUCGGUCGUCUGGUUCCUACCGGAGAGCCCGCGCUGGCUGUGGUCACAGGGACAGACUGAUCGCGCGACGGAGAUUUUAACAAAGUACCACGGCGACGGGAACCCGCACUCGGCUCUUGUCAAGCUCGAGCUCGAUGAGAUUCGGAUGUCGUUGGAGGCCGAGCAGGAGCUUCGCAAUAAUAACUGGAACUAUAAGAUCCUUAUGAACAACAGGCCUAAUCGGUACCGCAUGUGGCUUAUCAUGCUUGUCGCCGUCUUUUCUCAGUUUAUUGGGGGUUCCGUGAUUUCGUACUAUCUACCUGCCAUGGUGCGAGGCGUCGGUAUCACGGACUCAAGCCGACAACUCCUCCUCAACGGAAUCAACACCGUCAUCUCCUUCGUCAGCGGCAUCUUCGGCUCCUUCUUCGUCGACAAAGUCGGCCGCAGACCGCUCUUCCUUUGGGGCACCCUCCUCACGGGACUCGUCUACAUCCCCAUCAACAUCCUCGCCGCAAAAGCAGAACACCACCUCGACGAAGGCACAACAGUCCCCAAAGCCCAAGCCUACGCCUUCAUCGCCAUGAUCUUCUCGUACGGCAUCUUCUGGGGCUUCUGCUGGACGCCGCUGCAGGCGCUGUACCCGGCCGAGAUUCUGAACAACGAGAUUCGGGCCAAAGGGAUGGGCGCUAAGGGGUUCAUUUCUGGUGUUGCGAGCUUUAUUAAUACGUAUGGGACGUCUGUGUCGAUUAAGCAUAUUGGGUGGAAGACGUAUACGAUUUUCUUGGUGUUGCAUUUUGUGCAUCUGGGCUUGAUGUAUUUGUCUUGUGUUGAGACCAAGGAGAGGACGUUGGAGGAGUUGGAAGAGAUUUUUAGUGAUGAGAAGCCGGUGAAGAGGAGUUUGCAGAAGACUACGGUUGUCGUCGAUCGCGGGUUGGGGGCUAAGGUUAAGGAUGAUGCUUGAGUAGCAGGUUUCUCAUGGACUACUACCUUGAGAAGAGAAAAUUAGUUUACCUAGCUUGCAAUGAACUAUCAAUAUUUCUG
Messenger RNA from Colletotrichum godetiae, 1949 nucleotides. Its product is annotated as general substrate transporter. Gene Ontology annotation, cellular component: membrane. Gene Ontology annotation, molecular function: carbohydrate:proton symporter activity. Gene Ontology annotation, biological process: transmembrane transport; carbohydrate transport. The coding region runs from base 214 to 1869 and encodes 551 amino acids. The record is from RefSeq and is a predicted model, not a curated record. The transcript is spliced from 4 exons. NCBI's taxonomy places the organism in Eukaryota, Fungi, Ascomycota, Sordariomycetes, Glomerellales, Glomerellaceae.